CUAAUUUUAGGCUAUCUUUAUUCUGUCAUAAUUCUUUUGUAAAUUUUAUCGAUAUACUUAUCCAACCGGUUUACAUUUGAUAACCAUUGCAAUUCAGGACAUGGAAUUUCAUAAACGUUAUUUUAUUUCGAGUUCGGUUUGUGUUAGGAGAUAAUAAACUUAAAAGUUGUAUUUCUAGAGGUAUCUAACAUAAAGAUUAGCCUUAAAAUGGAGCAUAAUGUUCAAGAUAAUGUAAAUGAGCUAAAACAAGAAAUAGAAAGACUUAGUAGAGAAUUAGACCAAGCAAGCAGUGAAAAAAUACAGUCCGCCCAAUAUGGUUUAGUGCUUUUGGAUGAAAAGGAAACUCUGUUAUCGAAAUGUGAGGAGUUGGAAUCCCUCUAUGAAAAUGCAAGACAUGAACUUGAAAUCACACAAGAGGCUCUGGCAAAGUUCCAAACAACGGCCAAGGUGACUACGAAAACUGGAAUUGAAACGGAAGAAUCCCUUCUGCAGGAGUCAUGCGCGAGGGAGACGUCUCUUAAUUCGACAAUUCUUGAUCUUGAAAAUGACCAGAAACUUAUGCGUCAAGAACUGGAGAGGCUGUUGGAAGAGAGGAAUCGGGUGAUACACGAGAACAAUGAGCUGCUGAAGGAGAAGGCAGAGGCGGAUACGGAGCGCAAGAGUUUGCGCGCGGAACUGAAGGAGAUCAAGUUCCGAGAGAGUCGUAUGCUGGUAGACUACUCGGAACUGGAAGAAGAGAACAUUACCCUACAGAAGCAAGUGUCAGGACUUAAGUCAUCUCAGGUUGAAUUUGAAGGAGCGAAACAUGAAAUUCGACGACUCCAAGAAGAUGUGGAGGUUUUACAACAGCAAAUGGAGGAGCUUACGAAACUGAAAGAGAUUGCUGAAAAACAAAUGGACGAAGCCCUCCAUUCUCUUCAGGCUGAAAGAGAAGCAAAGUACGCGAUGAAGAAAGAGCUUGACCACAGAAUAAACAGCGAGAGCAUGUAUAACCUUAGCAACCUGGCAUACAGUAUUAGAGAAAUAACGGACGACGGCGCUAUCGGCAGUGAUGAGGACGAUCUUCCUGUACUCAGGAGAAUCGAGGCGGAUCUCAAGAGUGGAUCGGACUUGGCGUCUCCUGACGGUAAACAAGUCGACCUCUUCAGCGAGAUCCAUCUCAACGAGCUCAAGAAACUGGAAAAGCAGGUCGAACAGAUGGAAGGUGAGAAGUGUCAGUUGACGACGAGUCUACGCGAGUCACAACAGGAGGCUGAGCAGAGCAAAGCUGAGUUGCAGGCAAUACUGACUCGUCUGGUGCAGCUACGAGCACACAUAGACUCUCUGCAACACGUCAAGAAACAAGCAGACGCUCUGCCCACUGAAAAAAUGUCAGAACUGGCUCUUCUGCAGUAUAGGCAAUGGAUGACAUUGGCCACCCGAGAGAUUGAACAGUUCCAAAAAGAGCUGGAACAGCUGGAGAAGAACCUCAACUGUUCUGAUGCAACUCUGCAACUGAGGACUGAACUGACGGAUCUCAAGAACAAGCUGCUGGACAGUCAGCAACGUAGCCUCGAGCUAGAGUCGGACGUGAGACUGCUGGGACAGCUGGCGGGCGAGGCUAGUGACAAUCUGGCCACUGCACAGAACGACCUGCUCACAGUCAGCGAGGAACUGGCCAAGCUGUACCACCACGUGUGUACUGUCAACGGUGAGACACCUACGAGAGUGUUACUGGACCAUCAGAAACACACCGAUCCCAGUGAGUCCAGACUCAAAACUGACAUGGACAGCAAGGAGCUGGAGAGUCUGCAGGAUGCUGCUACUAUCAAGGCUCAUGUGGAGACUCUGUUGGACCAGAUAUGGCAUUUGCGCAGCGCUGUCAACCACACAUUGGAGCGAGCCAAGGCCGGCGGCACUUCCAACACAGAGGCCGGGCACAAUCUGGGUAGUGAGGAGGUACAAGAACUGCAGGAGAAAGUGAUAGAGCUCAAGUCACUGCUGUCCACCAAGCGAGAGCAGAUAGCUACACUCCGAACGGUGCUCAAAUCCAACCAGAACACAGCGCAAGUGGCUCUAAACAACCUCAAGUCCAAGUACGACAAUGAGAAGACGGUGGUGAGCGAGACCAUGACCAAACUGCGGAACGAGCUUCGAGUCUUGAAAGAAGACGCAGCUACUUUCUCCAGUUUGCGAGCCAUGUUCGCUGCUCGCUGUGAGGAGUACGUGACUCAGGUAGACGAGUUGCAACGACAACUCGAGGCAGCUGAGGAAGAGAAGAAGACAUUGAACCAGCUGUUAAGACUGGCCGUUCAGCAGAAGCUAGCGCUGACUCAACGUCUCGAGGAGAUUGAGGUGGACCGUGAGAUGCGCAAUGCUCGACGACCGCCUCAGAACAACGCAGCGCGAGGAAUGAGCAGAGCCAGAUUCACUAACCCUCGGAGAGAUUAGUUUGAAGACCUUCCAACAAAAGGUGGACGUUAGAUAGUAAUAAGUCUUAGGUAAGACCUUCCCCUCACAAAAAAUAAUGGCUGGGUCAUACUUUUAAGGAUUAAAAUCCGACUACCAACCAUCCGAUUUCAAGGAGUGUCGGAAACGUAAAACGUUAGAUUAAAUACUUAGGCAUAAUUUUAUAUUUAAGGUAAAUAUGUAUUGUACAGAAUGCCUCAAGGUAUUUUACAAACUUAAGUUGAAGUUUUAUCUAAUGUCAAUUACUUUAUCAAAAGUUCUUUUGCUUUUGUCAAAAAUUAAUUUGAGUGAGAAUACUCAAAUUAAUACCGUAUUUAAUUUCUUUAUUAUGGGGUAUGGCCAUGUUAAAUGUGGUAUAGGAAGUAGUUGUUAUGCGAUAGCGGUCCAAACAUAACCUAUUAGAUGGGUUGAUGCUGUUUAUGUUUUUGUAAUUAAUUGUAUUAAUUUGCACCUAGCUCGGUAACUACCAUUUUCAACACUUUGGCAGCUAAAUGUGAAUGUGAGUUCCAUUUUGUAAUUUAUUUUUAUACUUAAAUCUAUUCAUAUACUUUUAAGCUAUACACCGAUGUUAUUUAUUGUUGUUUUUUACUGUUUAGUAGUCCUACUGUUGAUAUUUUUCAAUUUGUAUUAGUUUAUAAACGAUUAAUCAUUUAUCAAAGUAUUAUUUUCUAAAAAUAUUUUAACUUUUUAAAUUUGUUAUGAUUAAAAAUGUUAACAUUUUUGAAACUGUUUAGUGCCCCGUUUUUACUGUGGACGUCCUAAUACAUUUAUGAGCAAUACCUAAGUUGGAUGCAUCUAUUUAGAUUUAUAAUGACCUUUUAAUUUUCUUUUUUGGUUGUGCAAAAGUUGAGUUAACAACGUAGAUAGGAUGAUAAGCCAGUGAAAUAUUUGUUAUCAGCAAAGAACACAGCCCCUUCUGAAAAUACAUAGCUAAAUUUUCUGAAAAUUUAGAUGUAGAAAUAAGGACUUUGGUUUUUUUCUAAUUUCCAUGUCUGCCAGUUUUACUUUACUCGCUAUAUUUUGUUGAGCGCUCCUUUAACUUUUGGUUUGUUAAAAAAAAUGUUUACAGGGCAUGCAGUCAUUUGUGUAAGGUUUGAUUUUUCUGUUGAACUAAUUGUUGAUGUUAUGAUGUUUGCAAUUCGAUGUAUAAUUGGGUGCGGGCUCUAACAAAUUUUUCCAUCGUCUGUCUCUUUUAGGGUCAGGGUUCAAUCAGGGUUAAUCAGGGUUGCAAAUUUGAAAAUCCAACCAAAGUGAUUAAAAUAUAUCGGUUAUAUUUUUUGUAUAUUGUUGGUGACACUGUUACGGUCUAUCUCAGUAGGCCUAAUCUUCCAUUGUUACAAGUAGAUAAAUUUCUGUCGGAUUGUAUAUCCACUGAGAUACUUUUGUGUUUCUUUCAGUUCUACAUGAAUUGUAAGAAAUUAAUGAGUUGGGAGCUCGCACCUGGCAAGCCAAGCUUUGUACAAUGCAGAUGUGUAAAUAGCGUAAGAGUUGAGUUCCGUCGUUGUUCCACCGCCGUCCAUGCCCUCACUGCCGUCCCUGGAAUAAUCCACCUCUCAAUCUGUUCCGUCAUUUCCAAUAUUUGAAAGUGGAUCGAACGUACGCGGGGUUCCAAUUGUGUCUCUUAAUCCCUUAAUUUAAAUUUUUACAUUUUUGUGUUUUUUUUUUUCAAGCGGAAUUUGUUACUCUAAUGUGCCUGUCUUGGAAAAGAGGUUUGGUCGCUUUCUAGACACAUUACAAGGUAUGGUUGCCAUUUCAAUGAAAAGUAUUAAAGUAAAGUAUUUAUACUAAGGUUGUUGUAUCACUUUAUGUUUCUUUAGUUGUAGGCCUAAAUAAAGGGAAUGUUUACUCUGGCAACCGUUGUGGUUACUCUGGCAACCAUUGUGGUUAUUGCGGCAACCAUUAUAGUUAAUUUGGUCAACUUCAUUAUCAGAGAGUGGAACCUGUUGCAGACUAAUUGUAUGAAAUCUUGUUAUUCUUUUACAUGAUUUAAGCCACCACUUACACUUUGAGUGCCAUGUGAAUCCAUAGUGGUCUCACACCGAGUAAGGACUCUCUUGCCCCGUGAGACCACGUUGGACUCACAUGCUAGUUCUGGAUAAACUGCCCUGUGAAGUAAACUUGGCUUCACAGAAGGCAUUAAACCAUAUGUAGUCUUAAAAUAAUGGGCCAGAACGUCAAGAAACUGCAUUUGGCCUGUGGUUCUGUGAAGCCAGUG
Macrosteles quadrilineatus (aster leafhopper) is the source of this 4663-nucleotide messenger RNA. It is a transcript of the gene BicD, whose product is annotated as protein bicaudal D. The coding region runs from base 208 to 2430 and encodes 740 amino acids. The record is from RefSeq and is a predicted model, not a curated record. Gene Ontology annotation, biological process: protein localization to organelle; regulation of microtubule cytoskeleton organization; microtubule anchoring at microtubule organizing center. Gene Ontology annotation, molecular function: dynactin binding; cytoskeletal adaptor activity; dynein complex binding. The transcript is spliced from 13 exons. Lineage: Eukaryota; Metazoa; Arthropoda; Insecta; Hemiptera; Cicadellidae. Gene Ontology annotation, cellular component: cytosol; Golgi apparatus.